CAUACUGCCCCAUUCAUCCAUCUCAACGCCUCACUCGACGACAUGCAGUCAUAUGUCUCCAAAUACACCGUCGGUUACAGAUGCCUGAAACUAUAGAAGAUCCCUUGUCCUUUCUUUUAAAUCAACUUCCCACCAAGGAACCAGUCUCAUCUCAUUCUGUCAUCCCUUGGCACAUUCGAUGGCCCUCCAUCUGCUUUAUCCUUCAUGAACUUGACCAGUUACAACACAAUAAGCCGUUUCUUUCUAACCCGCUCAAUCCUGGUCAACGUCUCUUAGAUUGGCUUCCUCAUUCUCCUACACUACCUGUAUAAUAUUUACAUUGCAUCUAUCACACCCUUCCUUUCUUUUACGUUUUUCCUCUUGCUCCUAAAGAGGUUUCUUCGUUCCUUAUUCCUUUAAAGUGAUCCAGCCCAGGCAAAUUCGAUAUAUUUAAUAACAUCUUGUGCUCAAAUGGGGUCAUGU
This is a messenger RNA of Cokeromyces recurvatus, 462 nucleotides long. RefSeq lists its product as uncharacterized. NCBI's taxonomy places the organism in Eukaryota, Fungi, Mucoromycota, Mucoromycetes, Mucorales, Mucoraceae. Bases 81 to 311 code for a protein of 76 amino acids. The record is from RefSeq and is a predicted model, not a curated record. The transcript has a single exon.